GCAGCCGCAGACAUGAAGUCGGCGUUCGGCGCUUCGGCUGCCUUUCUAAAUUACGAAAGCGGUUGGCGCGUUGUUGUACCACUUCGACGCGUCCCCCUCGCAACCCGCGUGUCAGGCACUUACCGCGCACGACUUCUUGCCCUUGGCAUACAUGUAUUGAAUCGCCCGACACGCUACCUCAGUGAUUGGACGCUACCAUUCUGGCAUUGAACGAGCUCGUUUUUCUCGCACGACGUGUUUUCAAGCACAGAUCACGACAGCACUGUUACAUCUGCACACUUACUCAAUGGCGGCCAGUACCACUCGCAAGCGGCGAGCCUUGUACGACCACACCGACGAUGAAUACGACUCUGAUGAAAUUGUGGUCGUUCAAUACAAGAAGAGGGCUCGCACCUCACGAACGCCGCUGAAGGCGAUCGAAAACAGCGCCGUUCAGUCAUCCCCGGCACCAACCGCCCUCACACGCCGUGUUCUCGACUAUGUUCACAUACCGGUACGAAGCUUUUCCAAUGGUACCGGAAACAAUGAUGUGGCCUCCAUUCUACGGUCUGAUCAUGUACCACUGUCGUCUCCCUUGCGAAAACCAGCUGUGAAGGCACCAGCACGAUCCAGGUCUGCGCGUUUUUCAGCUCCUGUCGCACCAGUGGCUGCUCCAGCAUCUCCCAUCCGGGAACCUGACGACUACUUCGAGCAAGCAGCGUCUGAGCAAGCAGCGCCUGAGCAAGUGCUAUCCGAUCAAGCAGCGUCCGAACCAGCAACAUCAAAUACACUGUCACGCCCACGACGCUCUAUCGCUCGGCGAUCGUACGUACCCGAGCCAUUGUCGGACGAAGAAUCCGACCACGAACUCGUCACAUCUCGCCACACGACUAGGCCCCAAUCCCGUGCCAAAUUCAGACUCUCGGCGGCGAAAAAGGCCCUUCCAGAUGCCGACGCUUCCGACUUUGAGAUGUCCGGGGAGUCCGCGGCAAGCUCAACUGACGCCGGAGAGCCAACAGAAUCUGAAGACGACACUUCAGUCGGUGCAGCGUCAUCAGACGAAGAAAAUGUCUCUCAGCGCAACCGCAAGCCAUCGCGACCACAGAAGUCUACACAGUCCUCGAGCCGAGGGGCAAACAAAGGUGGUUCGGCCAAAGCUACCUCUAAGAACAUGACCAAAUUGCAUGGCAGAGGCAAAGUCUCCAAUGGAUUGAACUUGGACCUCCCACCACUCUCUAGUGUCGAUGAGAUCUUCCAGGACCUGACUGAAAGAUCACUUGCCCUCGGACUCGACAAGGUGCUUGAACAUCUACAUAGCCGUCCACUUCGAGUAGCAACCAUGUGCUCAGGCACGGAAAGCCCUUUACUAGCCUUGCAGAAGGUCGAGGACGUUUUGAAGGCGCAAUCUGGACACACUCUGAACGUGGAGCAUGUUUUCUCUGCAGAAAUCGAACCGUACAAGCAGGCGUACAUCGAGAGGAACUUCAAUCCUCCUAUCAUAUUCAGGGACAUCACGGAAACGAUGUAUACGGACGAGGACAUAGCCACCACGGCGUAUGGUGGCAAAGCUCGCAUCCCCACUGACAUUGAUAUGCUCAUUGCAGGCACAUCGUGUGUGGAUUACUCCGCCAGAAACCGGCAGAGGAAGGGCAUGAGUGACGGCGGUGAAUCCGGUGAUACUUUUCACGCCGUACAUGCCUUCUGUGCAAAGAACCGACCCUCCAUCGUAUUGCUAGAGAACGUGUUACACGCGCCGUGGGACGACAUGCUCAAACUCUUCGAAGAUUCAGACUACCUCUGCGCCGGAGUGACUGUUGAUUCGAAAGACUUUUACAUCCCACAGACGAGAUGUCGUGGCUAUAUGGUAUGUUUCGACCAGAGCCGACUGGCAAAAGCAGACAAAGCGGCCAGUGAGAAGUGGACGGAUCUGAUGGCGAAGUUCAAACGACCUGCAAGCAGCUCGGUGCUUGCCUUUCUGCAGACGAACGCCUCGAGCACCAGUGAUCAGCAGCCUCGCAUGGAAGAGGCUACCCGAGAAAUCGCCUGGGCCAAGUGUGAGAUCACACAAAUGGAGUAUCGACGCAAGAGUCGACUCGGGCUCGCACGGCCCCUGACAAAUUGGCAAGAGUCUGGAGCCAUGCUUAUUCCCGAAAACGGAUCGCAAUCAUGGUACCGUGGACUCUCGGAACGCAUGCUCGACACCCUCGAUAUUCUACUCCUUCGCAAAGCCCUGCCAUCAAAAGGCAGAUACGAUGUUCGACACAAAACUCGAAUUAUCGACAUCACUCAAAAUGUAUACAUGCAGGAAGACAGCAACGCUAUGGGGAUCGUGGGAUGCAUUACUCCAACUGCGCAGUUCUUCAUCUCUGAUGCUGGGCGAGCGAUGCUGCCGGAAGAAACCCUGAUGCUUCAGGGGCUGCCACUUGACAAAAUCUCGUUCACAACAGAGGCUCCAAGCGAUUUGCGAAAUCUUGCUGGCAACGCUAUGACUACAACCGUUGUCGGAUCGGCUAUUCUAUCUGCAUUGACCGCAGGGUACAAGUUCUUAGGCCAGCCUGACGGAAGGAUGACCAAUGGUCUGCAGCCAAUGUCCAGAAACGCUGCCCAGACAGCCCUGCUACUUGGCGCGCACACCGUACAAGAAUCGGACUCCAACGAGCAGAUUGUAGACAUGCCUAUGCUACUGCGGAGAGCUACCCUGGCUUUACGGCGGUGCUUUUGCGAGGGCGCACAGGGUAUCGCUAAGCAGCCUAUCCAGCAGUGUACGGACUGUGAACACACGACGUGCGUUGCUUGCGGCGGAAACCCUGCCCACAACUACCGGCAACUCGCGGAGUCAGGAAGUACCAGAAUUAGCGUGGAGUCCUUCGAGACGGAGCUUCGAUCAUGUCUGCCGCUACGCAUCCAGCUAGGCACAGUCAACGGCUUGCGAAAGCUCGCUCGCUCGACGAAAGACGAUAUCAUGAAGUAUUUGGAACAUGUCGAGCAGAGCGUGAAGGAACCUUUCCACAUCUCGCACUUUCGACGAACACACUGCCUAACCCUGAUGUAUCAAUCACGAACGGCACGCUUGGAGCUGGUUUUCAUCGGUGGGCGAGCGGAAUGGCGGCUCUUUGUUCUACCCCCAGCUCAGCUGGCGAGCAAUGAUCCCCUUCGACAGGCCUUAACUCAGCCUGUGGCGGUUGCACCCAUCGGGGCCGCGCUCUUCGGUAACCCUUGGCAGUGGCGGCUUCCAACGACUACGGACAUCCGAAUCAGCAUCACCGGAAGCGGGAGCAAAGCGCCGUCGUGGCUACAACGGAUCGGCCUGCCCGACUUUCGAGACGAUUGGCAGUGGGAGAUGCUCACAAUCUCGAUUCUGGACAAGAAAGACAUUCCCAGCGCAGCUCGCUCCAUCGAAGGAACCUAUCAGUUUCGACCUCACUGCGGCACUGCAAAUGAGAGUCUGUAUGCCAAACAGGACAAGCGAGGCCAACCUCUGUACCUGUUCCUCGAUCCAACACGUACCGGCCACGAGGACUUAGAUCAAUUUGUCUUCGCCACCAACAAGGGUUCUCUCGAGUACGACGAGGUACGGCCCGUCAUCGGCCGUGUCGUUGGCUGGCGAUCCUGGGACCAUGUUAAGCCCCGGGUGGAGGCGGUCUUGCAGAUAGACGACUGGUCUUCAGAUGUCCCUAAUGAUGGUCACAUGACAGUAUUGCCUUCGUCGCUGCAGACAGUGCGACUGAAGGGUCUGAAAACACCGUCCAUUAACGGGUGCCAGAGAGCUACGACAAUUGUGGGCGGCUUAGUCCCGCGCGAAGUCUCGAAGAUGGAUCUGGACAUUUCCGAUCUCUCGGUGGCCCUUGUUCUGGCGAACGAUCGUCAGUUCUAUUCUGAAAACUCAUGGAUAUUCGAAGAGCUCCGUCGUUCGUUCCCAAUCGGUGAAUGGCUCAGUUUCGCUCAUCCUGAUGCAACUCAGAGAUGCUCCGCUUGUGCACCGAUCUCGCCUCCGCUGAGGUGGAAACUCGGCGAAAAGAACGAAAUCGUACCGUACCCAGAUUCUCAGAGCGCUACAAUGUUCGAAAGGGCAAUUAAGCAGAGACCAAAUCCACUCGUGGUCGAGAAAUCACUCACGCAAGAUGGCGAGCGCAUCUUGCUAGGAGCCAAUCUUUUGUCUCUCGCGCAUCGAGCCUUCGCACGCUUGCCUUCGAAGACCGAAGACUUUCGCUUUUCCUGGCGCAUCGUAACAGGCUCCGGAGAAUCGAGUAAAUUCCGGCCAUUUCGCCUAAGCAAGACCACCGGGCUCAGGCCCUUUUCACAGGAUCUGCAAUGUGCUGUCACAUUGUUUCCCACACAGCGACUGUCCCUGGCUUGGAUGAAGCAGCAAGACUCUCGACCAGUGAAGUGCGAAGUCGAGGAGAUUGAGGAGGCGGUCUUGCCGGGCUUGGGAUGGACGGCUGAGAUGCGAGCUACUGGCCAAGUGGAGGUGCGCGGAGGCAUCUGCGCGGAUUUUCCUGGCUCUGGCAAGACAAUCAAAACGAUGGCCUUGAUACAGUCGGAGCUGUUAGAACGCAAUGCUGCAGACAUCAUCCAAAGUCUAGAGAGCCAGCCCAUUCCCGCUGCGUCUGGUCUUCUUCCUUCCGCAGCGACUCUUGUGCUCGUACCCAGAAGCCUAAUGGAGCAGUGGCGCAGUGAGAUUGAAGAAAAGAUGGGCUGGGACGAAGGUGUGUUGUCGAUUAGCACCACUGCGGACCUCGACAAGGUGACACUGCAGGAGAUGCAAGAAGCGAAGUGUAUCCUGGUGAGCCAGAACGUGACAAGCUCCGACUCUUACGUCGAGAGACUUGCCAAUUUCGCCGGAAUUCCAGGACCAGCUACGACGACACGUCCGAGGCCAUUGGCGGAAUGGCGCAAAGCUGCACGGAAGGACAUACCGGAGCAUCUGGAGGUUCUACAGGGCUCCGGCCUUAGAGCCUUACAGAAGCUUGUAAAGCGCAAGUACGAGGACAAUCUCAACGACGAGGUCUUCAAGGCAUCCGUUCCUUCGCGUCGCCUCCGAGGCCGGGAGUAUGUGUCUGCUGCCGACCGGAAGAACGACGCUUCGGUGAAGUCUUCGAAGACCGCUCCCAAAGCUAGCGGCUCGAUCAACGUGAGCAAGAUCAACUGUCCCCUCUUCGAGAUGUUCUACUGGAAUCGUCUCGUCGUGGACGAGUUCCACCAGAUGGACGCCAAAGACCACAAUUGCAUCGUAUCCCUCGUGGCUGACAAACGAUGGGGAUUGUCAGCGACGCCCGCUAUGGACGAUUGCUACGACAUUUCAAGAAUGGCCAGCAUCCUCGGUCUUGAACUGCGAACGGGUAGCGAUGCCCGUGGGCUCAUGAAGCAGAAGAAUGCGGCCGCGAUGAGGGCGGACAUGACUCCUUCCGAGCGAUUCGUGUCGAUGCAACAGAUGCCAUCGGCUCGCGUGCACCAACGUAUACGCCAGAGUGCACAGCAAUUCCUUGACACUUUCGUUCGUCGGGAUAUUGAGAAGUUUGCAGAUCUAGAGUAUACGGAGCACCUCGUCCCUGUGACGCUAGAUGUUGCUCACCGUGCGGUGUAUGCCGAGUUGUCCCAACAUCUGAACUCUUUGGAUAUGCGUAUUCGCAAGUCCAACAAGAGCAAAGCUCAGUCUACAGACCGCGAUACCAGACUGCACGAGGCGAUCGCGACGUCCGAGUCAGCGGAGGAGGCACUAUCUAAAGUAGCUGCAUCGUCCACUGAGGCACUGUCACUGCUGACCCGACGUCGCGAAAAGGAAAUCGGUCAGUGUAAGAUUGAUCUCGAGGAGGCAGCUGUGGAGGCAAAGGCGAUGGAAGCGGAGGUCCUAGCAGAUUGGGCAUUAGUGAGACUUGAAAAGGGAAUGCUCGGGGAUGAAGAGACGAUCGCUGACGUCAAGCACGUUCUCGAGGUCGUUGGACAGCAGGCUAAAGCGAAGAAGGCAUCGAAAACUUCGGAUCAGGACGCCUCGAACGACGACGGUGCGAGAAAGGAGAAGGGGGCGAGGGACCGAACGAGCGACUUCAACAAGAUCGCUACCCGAUUGCUUGUUUGCAAUCGUUCUCUGCGAUUCCUGAAGAACGUCGAGGCCAUCCAGCAGCAGGUUGCGAAGAAGGCUGCUCGGGUAACGUGCGACAGAUCCGACUGUAGGGGACAGAAAGGGGCCUCCAUCGGCGUAUCGGCAUUCUGCGGCCACACCGUAUGCUCGAGCUGCUUUGACGACGCCACUCGGAGAGGCACAACCAAGUGCCCUGCCCAAGGUUGCACCGCCGAUGUACGCGAUUUCCAUCUGCUGUGGGAUCACAAAAUGGGUGGUCUCCUUGCGGCGGCCACUCCUCCUUUCGGUGCGAAAGUUGAAGCAGCGACGAACCUGCUACGCCAAGUACGAACGAAAGGAGACCAAGCCAUUCUGUUUGUGCAGUACGAAGCCCAGCUACAUGAAGUAGAAAGUGCGCUGCAACAGGCCAGCAUCAACGCCAUUGUCGUGAAAGAGUCGAAAUUGGCAGGCCAGCAAAUCGAGAGCUUCCGGCAGAGCGGCAACGACGAUGCUUCGAAACCGACAGUUCUCGUGCUAAACGCUUCAUCCGAAACCGCGGCUGGAUUCAAUCUGCAGAAUGCGAACCAUGUGAUUUUCCUCUCGCCGUUACUGCGGGAUACUCAAUAUGAAUACGAGGCGACAAUGGCCCAAGCGAUCGGUCGUGUUCGUCGGCCUGGUCAAAAGAAGCUCAUCCAUGUGUACCGAAUCGCGGCUCUAGACACCAUUGACGUCGAUAUCCUUGAGCACCGCGAACGAAGGACGGAUGCUAUCAAGGAGCAGAGUGGGCCAAACUUAGUACCACCGAAAGCGAAGAAAGCCGCACGCGUUGGUGAAGAAGCUGUCGGAGAGAGAACACAGCUUGUGCGAGAAAAGGACAGGUUCAGCUUGCGUCCUCGGUCGUGGCUUGUUGGAAAGGAAGAUGGCAGUGAACAGGCGGCGCGGGUGCGUGGUAAGGGAAGGGUCGCUGGCUGGGAGGACUUCAGUUCGCUGAUCAAGUGGUCGCGAGCGUACACUGAGAAUGAUCUUUGAGGUCGGCGAAAGGUAGCAGACGUGCGAAGAUGUCAAGUGUGAGACGAUAUGAUGACGAAGUUAGAUAGCGAGUUGCAUAGAGAGGAGGUAGCCGUGGCCAGCCUGGUCUAGACGAGGUCGGGAUGUGGGACAGCGUGGCCGAAGCCACACCUCAAACAUCAACCAAAACUUCUGCACGA
This is a messenger RNA of Neohortaea acidophila, 7245 nucleotides long. RefSeq lists its product as uncharacterized. The transcript has a single exon. Gene Ontology annotation, molecular function: ATP binding; methyltransferase activity; ATP-dependent chromatin remodeler activity. Bases 287 to 7066 code for a protein of 2259 amino acids. The record is from RefSeq and is a predicted model, not a curated record. NCBI's taxonomy places the organism in Eukaryota, Fungi, Ascomycota, Dothideomycetes, Mycosphaerellales, Teratosphaeriaceae.